GCAGGCACUGUUUGAUAAUUUCAUUGAGUAACAUGUGCUAAAAAAACAUAUACUGUCAAUCUGAAAAACGAUGUAAUUAUACUUUACACCUAGUGAUUAAUUUAGCGUCAAUUGUUCCAAGCUGCUUUGUCAAAAUGUCUGAAGAUCCCUUUCACCAAGUCCUCCAAGUUUUCUUCGAGACAGCACUUGCUCCCACGUCGUCGCCGGUUUGGAACGGAAUAAAAUCUGCACUGUCUUCCUCGGAAGAACAAUUCCCCCAAUUAUACGCCUUCCUCCUGCAAAACCUUCUCGAGGACUACAAUUGUCGUCUCCUGCUCAAAAGCAGUCACAUCGACCUACACAAAAACCCUUCCAACUUUCCAUCCGUAUUUGUGGAACAUUACAACACGAGUGAGACGAUGGGCUGGUGUUGGAAACGGUGGGUGGUUCCUAACUGGCCGGAAAUGGAUGCUCUGGCACCUCCAGAACUUGGAAUUAACUUCUCUUUGGCGGAUGAAGUUGCAAAAAAAUUAAUAAACUUUGUGACGGUAGAGAAAGUAGUUUCCAAACCAAAGUGGAGAAUGGCAGCAGUACAAUUUAAUCCUAAGGAUAUACUGGAAAAGUCUGUGAAAUACAUAUUGCUGAAUUAUGAUGCCAAUAUAAAUCUCCAAAAUUCAUUAUGGAGGGUGGAAGUGGCCAUGAAAUCAGUUAAUGGAGGCGACAAUGACAAUUCUCUUAAGGAAAGUCAGGAUUCCCGUGUUUUAUUGGCACACUGUAUACUUCGUUUAUGCAAAAGUCAAAAUUAUUUAAUAAUUAAUAACAACGAAGUUCUACAAAUCCCUGACUCAAUGCCCAUUCCCCCAGAAAACAUACUUGUAUCAUUCACUUCUAAAAAAUUAUGGUCUGGCUCUGAGGGAGAGGAGAAAAUUAUAGUGGAAAUUAAUUCAAAAGACUAUUAUUCCCAAUAUUCAGAAACAGUUGUUAUUUUGUAUAAUUACGCACGGAUUAAAACCAUAUUGGAAAGAUACGAAGGUCUCGCUGAGAGUAAAGAAUAUCCUAAAUUGCCUCCAUUGGAUAAUGUCGAUUUCAAUUUGAUUGGUGAAAGCAAAGAUGAAUUUCCAAUAAUUUUGAUGCUGUUCAUGUGGCCAAGAGUAAAACAUACGGUGAUAAAUAUUCAUCGUAAAGGAAAAGGAUUUGCCAAGAUUAAUCUCCCCUUUUUAUUUGAUUUUAUCAAAAGUCUUGCCAGAGCUUUUGAUUCAUUUUACAACAGAAACGUGGUAAUUGUGCCUCCAAGUGCCCCACACAAUUUUAGGUCGAUGUUUUGUAGGCUUUAUCUACUGAAGGCACUCGCUGUGGUUUUUAAAGACUUUAUUUACCUUUCCGGAAUCCAAAUGGAUUAAAUCGUAUUAUGAUUAAUAAAUCAAUUUUACAACGUGUUUUCAAAAUCAGAA
Messenger RNA from Folsomia candida, 1430 nucleotides. RefSeq lists its product as uncharacterized. Gene Ontology annotation, molecular function: arginine-tRNA ligase activity; tRNA binding; ATP binding. NCBI's taxonomy places the organism in Eukaryota, Metazoa, Arthropoda, Collembola, Entomobryomorpha, Isotomidae. The record is from RefSeq and is a predicted model, not a curated record. Gene Ontology annotation, biological process: tRNA C3-cytosine methylation; arginyl-tRNA aminoacylation. The transcript is spliced from 6 exons. The coding region runs from base 135 to 1379 and encodes 414 amino acids.